Molecule: messenger RNA, 2425 nt
Organism: Cryptotermes secundus
Lineage: Eukaryota; Metazoa; Arthropoda; Insecta; Blattodea; Kalotermitidae
Product: zinc finger protein 2
Exons: 11
Coding region: 172-2100 (642 amino acids)
Biological process (GO): regulation of transcription by RNA polymerase II
Cellular component (GO): nucleus
Molecular function (GO): DNA-binding transcription activator activity, RNA polymerase II-specific; RNA polymerase II cis-regulatory region sequence-specific DNA binding
Source: RefSeq, a predicted model, not a curated record
AGGUCUGAGCGAAUCAGAGAACAGUACUGGAGAAUUAGGCAUUUGUUUAGUCUGGAAGUUUUGAUGGAGUAUAUAGUCCAGCCAUUUUGUUUUAAUAUAUGUGGUAAAAAUAGUUUUAUUUUCUGUUUUGUUUAAUUAUACAUUACUUUCUAAUGCAUUCAACUUAAAAUUAUGGACGGAACAAUCAGUUUAGAGUCCUUCAAAGAGAAGAUCGAAGAUGCAGUUGCAAUGGUUCAUGCUAUGGAUGCUGAGAAUAAACUUAAAGCUGUCCACUUCUGGAAUAUUGUAUCAGAGAGAUUACAGGAUAUUGUCAACCAUUCUGUGGAAGAUAUCAGUGCUCUCACGUUUCAGAUGGAAGGACAAAAACUUCCAGAUUAUAUUGAUGCCUCACAAUUGGUAUCCUUGGGCAUGGCUCCGACAUUCAUGACAAGAUAUAUAUCUGACAGUGAUUGUGCUGUAUCACCAAGUGGACGGCGUGGUAGACCAUUCAAACAUGUUAAUGGACACCUGAUUGUUGCGGAUACCAUGCAAAAUUUGGAUUUGUUACAAAGCAGUGAAGUACAGCAUGUGGCAUUGGAAGUGGAAGGAGGUAUAGAUGCACAGCAGGUGACAUUGGAGGAAGUGGAUAUGGGGGCAGAAGAGACAGUAGAUGAGUCUGUCAGUAGAGCAGAUCAAGAAAGAAACUCAGGACCAGUAACUGAAGGUUCAGCACCAAAUGCUACUCCAUCAGAAAUUCAAGUUGGAGAGAUGAGUGAAGAAAAUAUUAAUGAUGGCAAUACUGUACAUUUAAUGAUAACAGCAAAUUCACAAUCUUUACCACAUAAAGAACCUGGCUUGCAAUCUGUUUUGCAAAGAAGGGGAUGUCGAGGAAAGAAGAAAGAGGGAGAAAAUGGAAGACAGACAGACACAGAUGAUGCUCCUUAUGAGUGUGAAUAUUGUCAGAGAUCAUUCAACACCCCCUCACAACUAACAACUCACUCCUGGACACAUACCAAGCCCUACACCUGCAUUGACUGCCAAGCUCGGUUCUCCUCCAGAGGAAAUCUUAUUGUUCACCGCCGUCGACAUAGUGGUGAAAGGCCAUACUCAUGCCCUAGUUGUGAUGUAAGCUUCAGCACAAAAGGCAAUUUAAAGCGUCAUUACAAAUCACACAGUGGUGAGAAACCUUGGCAGUGUACUCAGUGUGGAUCGCGCUUUACAGAAAAGAAGUCUCUUAAAGUUCAUAUGCGACGGCACACUGGAGAGAGACCAUACCAAUGUUCUGUAUGCCUGAAGGCUUUUUCACAAACCAGCAUACUCCAGUCUCACAUGGCCAUGCAUCUAAAUCAACGGGCACAUUUGUGUAACCAGUGUGGUAGAUCAUUCAGACAGAAAUCUCAGCUACGGCUUCAUGAACAACGACAUGCCGGACUACGAAAGUACCAGUGUACACUUUGUCAAUUUAAAUUCCUUACAAAAGGUGACAUGGAACGUCACAAGCGGGUACACACAGGUGAACGGCCUUUUGUGUGUGAAGAAUGUGGAAAAACUUUCACUCGACAGCAAUCCCUCAAUGAACACAUGAACCGGCACUGGGGUCUGAAACCUUACCAAUGCAAGUAUUGCAGGAAAGGUUUUGUGGAGAUGUCGGCUUGCUACAAACAUAUUAAGAUGCAUGAGAGGUCUAAGUCUGAGUCUGAGAAUGCAAAAUCAGAAGCCAACAUUGACUUGCAAGAUGGUGGAAAUGGGAUUAGUCCAUCCACAGUGGACUCAGGCAAAUUCACAUUGCUAGUACAAGGUGCUGAAGCAAAUCUGGAUGUUGAAGAGGAACAUUUAUUGUCAAACAGAGAAGGGCCUCCAGACAAAGCUGGUAUUACAACAGUUGUCAUUCAGAGAUUACCAAAGAAUGCAAUGGCAUUGUACAGUUCCAAGAAUAUAUCAGUACCAUCUGGUCCAGAUACGCAACAUUUAUCUGACAACAAAAAUGAACUAAUGAAAACAAGAAAUGUAGUUGAACCUGUAGCAGAAGUUUCAUCUGAGCAUCAAGAUAAUCAGAACAUUCAUUUUACUGCAAUGAAUUUGUUGGCUUCAGCAUCUACAUUUCAGCAAGGGAAUUUUUAAUUAUAAAAAAGAAAUAUGUAUUUUUUAGAAAGUUCUGAUAUUGUUUUAAGGAAAGUUGGAACAGUUUUGUUCACCAUCAUGUCACAGAUUCAGUCUACAAGAGCAGUAAUAAAUUUGUGGCUUGCAGACCACCAGCUGAAGUGAUGGAGAUCUCUCAAAUGAAGGGGUUGUGCUCUUCUAGUCCAAGUAUAGAUAUUUAGGGAACAAAAGACAUGUGCUUUAAAUAUAGGAACUUACCUAGCCUUUAGGCAGCGUUAUUGCCUUUAUGUUAAGUCUGACUUGUACGUUUCCAGAGCUGGACCUUGCAUUAAAUAUAUUGUACAGA